AUGCAAGUUGCCGGUGUGUUGCCGGAUUUCUCGGCGAUUCCGACGUCGGCCGGUGGGUGCCGCUCGCAGGAACUGAAGCAUUUCGCCUCGUUCUUCGAUGGCAAGCAACACUUCCUCUCUCCAGGAUUACCUAAAAAUUGCUUAUUGCCACCAAACCAUAAGUUAGUGGUUGGGUCAGAGAAGCUGAGAACAAGAAGUUUUAUGGUGAGAGCCUCUGGAAAUUAUAGUGGUGAUUUUAUUACAGUACCUCCUUUGAAGCUGGAGUCCUCAGUUGGUGAGCUUUUGGCUCAAAUUCAGCAAACCCAUCCACAUCUACUCUUGGCAUCUGCCGAACAGCAGCUCGAGAAUCUCCAGAGCCAGAGGGAUGACCAAAAGGAGACAAAUGCAUUACCAGCCCAAGAUCUCCUCCUCUAUGAGAGAAUAGCCAAAGUGAAAGAGAAAGAACGUCGCAAAACGCUCCAGGACAUCAUGUAUUGCCUGAUCGUACAGAGAUUCCUCGAGAACCGAAUAUCCAUGAUCCCCAAAAUAACCAUAACCUCCUCCGACCCUUCCGGAAGGAUCGACCUCUGGCCGAAUCAAGAACAGCAGCUCGAAUCCGUGCACUCGCCCGAGGCAUUCGAGAUGAUAACGAGCCACCUGGCGAUCGUGCUCGGCGAGCAAGCCAUGGGCCCCUUGGACACAAUCAUCCAGAUCAGCAAAAUCAAACUCGGAAAACUGUACGCAGCCUCAAUCAUGUACGGCUACUUCCUCAGGCGGGUUGACGAGAGGUACCAGCUCGAGCGAUCCAUGGGCACACUUCCCGAGGGCUUUGGCGAAGAAGAACAGCAGGCCCUCAGUCUCGACGAGCCUGUGUCCGAAAAGCAGCUGUGGGACCCGGAUUCUUUAAUACGGAUCUACCCGGACGAUGGUGGUGGUGAUGACGUGGCGGGCAUAAUGGAUGAAGAAAAAAAAUCGUACAAGCUGAGGUCGUACGUGAUGUACUUGGAUGGAGAGACGCUGCAAAGGUACGCGACUAUGAGGUCAGGGGAAGCGGUGUCUUUAAUCGAGAAGCAGACACAGGCAUUGUUCGGGAGGCCCGAUAUUAAGGUGACUGAGGACGGGUCUCUGGAUGCUUCUAAUGACGAGGCAGUCUCGCUAACGUUUUCGGGGCUCACGAUGCUUGUGCUUGAGGCGGUUGCGUUCGGAUCGUUCUUGUGGGACACGGAGAAUUUCGUGGAGUCUAAAUAUCCGUUUAUUAACAGCUAA
Messenger RNA from Striga hermonthica, 1245 nucleotides. The record is from the annotation of a GenBank genome assembly. Lineage: Eukaryota; Viridiplantae; Streptophyta; Magnoliopsida; Lamiales; Orobanchaceae.